Molecule: messenger RNA, 355 nt
Organism: Cylicostephanus goldi
Lineage: Eukaryota; Metazoa; Nematoda; Chromadorea; Rhabditida; Strongylidae
Source: the annotation of a GenBank genome assembly
UAUAGAUAUCAAUGGCGACGGCGUAGUAAAACGAGAAGAAUUUGCUGCCCCCCAUCCAGCUGAACGGAAGAACCCCAAGGACAAGAAGAGCAAACAAAGAAUGCUAGAAAGAGAAGCGGAAUUCGACAAGCAGGUGGACACAAAUGGUGAUGGAAUUGCUACUUUGGAGGAACUUUUCGAAUACAUAAAUCCCAGAAAUGCCAAAAGCUUAGCUUCUGAGGCGAGAGAACUAUUGGAAUCCAUAGACAGCAAUGGAGACCAUAAACUAUCCUUGCAAGAAUUACUGGAUCGAGAUCGAUUGAUUGAGUAUAGUCCUUUGAUUUCUGUUGCCGAAAUCCUCCAUGACGACUUAUAA